AUGGUCUUAGUCGGUGGCAUACAGACUACCUACACUACCGGUUACUGUGCGACUGCCCUUGAGGGUUUUGCUUCACCCCCAAGACACACCGGGACGAGCUCGUUCGCCAACCUGGUCGGUGAGGGUCCCUAUAUAUAUAUUAUGACAGAUGGGCGCUCACCGAUCAGGUUACAGAACAUGCUCGUUCCGUUGUGUCAUGGGGCUCAUACUUAAAUCCUCGCAGGCAGUCGCACAGCGACUAGUGGUAUAUGUUGAUAAGGUGACACCGACAAAGACAAGGGAGACAGGAAUGGCCAUUUCUGGCUUAUUAGCCGUCAUCAGCCAGUCAUACCCAACCCCAAGUGUGGAUCACUUGAGAUUCGAACCCGGGAUCUUUGGUCAUGGUGUUUGACGCUCUACCAUUGAGCCACGGGCCCGUUGUCCCGUCGGUUGUGAUCGGGAAUAUCAGUUAUGACAGAUGGUGCUCACCGAUCAGGUUACAGAAAAUGCUCCUUCUGUUGCGCCCAUCUGUCAUAAUUGAUAUUCCCGAUCACAAUCGACAGGACAACGGGCCCGUGGCUCAAUGGUAGAGCGUCAAACACCAUGACCAAAGAUCCCGGGUUCGAAUCUCAAGUGAUCCACACUUGGGGUUGGGUAUGACUGGCUGAUGACGGCUAAUAAGCCAGAAAUGGCCAUUCCUGUCUCCCUUGUCUUUGUCGGUGUCACCUUAUCAACAUAUACCACUAGUCGCUGUGCGACUGCCUGCGAGGAUUUAAGUAUGAGCCCCAUGACACAACGGAACGAGCAUGUUCUGUAACCUGAUCGGUGAGCGCCCAUCUGUCAUAAUAUAUAUAUAGGGACCCUCACCGACCAGGUUGGCGAACGAGCUCGUCCCGGUGUGUCUUGGGGGUGAAGCAAAACCCUCAAGGGCAGUCGCACAGUAACCGGUAGUGUAGGUAGUCUGUAUGCCACCGACUAAGACCAUCUAGGCCGGAAUGUUAUUUUUGGCCUACUAGCUAUCAUCAGCUAGUCAUGACCAAAUAUUCCGGGUAUGAGUCAUAGGUGGUGAUGAUGACGAUGAUGAUGCUGAUGAGGAUGAUGAUGAUGAUGAUGAUGAUGAUGAUGAUGAUGAUGAUGAUGAUGAUGAUGAUGAUGAUGAUGAUGAUGAUGAUGAUGAUGAUGAUGAUGAUGAUGAUGAUGAUGAUGAUGAUGAUGAUGAUGAUGAUGAUGAUGAUGAUGAUGAUGAUGAUGAAAAUAAUGACUAA
This is a messenger RNA of Spirometra erinaceieuropaei, 1244 nucleotides long. The record is from the annotation of a GenBank genome assembly. NCBI's taxonomy places the organism in Eukaryota, Metazoa, Platyhelminthes, Cestoda, Diphyllobothriidea, Diphyllobothriidae.